AUGAAAAAGAGAUUCACACACCUUAUUAAUAGAUUGAAUGCUCUAGGUAAUCUUAUCUCUAAUGUUAUUGCUACUAACAAGGUUUUAAGAUGUCUUAAUAGGGAAUGGGAACCCAAGGUCAUCGCUAUUAAAGAGGCAAAUGAUCUUAAAGCACUUGAUAUCACUACCUUGUUCGGAAAAUUGGAAGAGCAUGAGCAAGAACUCACUUUCUUGGAGAAACAUGAAAAAGAGUAUGAAAAGAAUAUGGAGAAAGAGAAAGGUAAAGACAAGGAAGAGGUGAAAAACUCCAUUGCUCUAAAGACUUAUAGUUUCAAGUCCUCAGAGAAUGAACCUAGUGAGUGUGAAGAAAAGGAUGACAAGAACUCCGAUGAUGAUGAUGAUGAUGAUGAUGAUGUUGGGCUAUUUGUCAAGAGAUGCCAAAGGUAUAUUCAGAAAAAUAUGUAA
This is a messenger RNA of Lathyrus oleraceus (garden pea), 444 nucleotides long. Its product is annotated as pre-mRNA-splicing factor CWC15-like. NCBI's taxonomy places the organism in Eukaryota, Viridiplantae, Streptophyta, Magnoliopsida, Fabales, Fabaceae. Bases 1 to 444 code for a protein of 147 amino acids. The record is from RefSeq and is a predicted model, not a curated record. The transcript has a single exon.